AUGCACCCUCUUCUGGACAAUGUAAAUAGUAUUGGUAAUGCAAUGACUUCAACUGAUCAAUCAAGUACUGAUUUGCUUGACUUCCUUUUUGGAGGUUAUGAUAAAAGAAUUCGCCCCUUCUCGGAUCAACAACGCCCUGUAAUUAUUGAAAUGACUAUUGUGUUGGCAAUACUUACAGAAUUGAAAUGGAAGGACCCUCGUCUUAUUUGGGAUCCAAAAUUAUUUUCUGGCCUAAAACAAAUUGUAGUACCACAUUCUACUGUGUGGCUGCCCAAAAUGUUUAUUUACAAUUCUAUGGACAACAAGGAAAUGCUUACAGAAAAUCGUUUUGAUAUCAGAAUUAGUAGUGAUGGGCAUAUAAAGGCUAAUAUUCCUCAUUAUGUUAGUCAGAAUAUUUAA
This is a messenger RNA of Meloidogyne enterolobii, 399 nucleotides long. The record is from the annotation of a GenBank genome assembly. Lineage: Eukaryota; Metazoa; Nematoda; Chromadorea; Rhabditida; Meloidogynidae.